Molecule: messenger RNA, 3195 nt
Organism: Thrips palmi
Lineage: Eukaryota; Metazoa; Arthropoda; Insecta; Thysanoptera; Thripidae
Product: lysine-specific demethylase 3B-like
Exons: 12
Coding region: 153-2885 (910 amino acids)
Biological process (GO): regulation of transcription by RNA polymerase II
Cellular component (GO): histone deacetylase complex; chromatin
Molecular function (GO): chromatin DNA binding; transcription coregulator activity; histone H3K9 demethylase activity
Source: RefSeq, a predicted model, not a curated record
UUGCCACCCUCAUCUUUACCAGUCCUCCCCCCUCCCUCCUCUCUCCCCUUUCCACCCCCACCCCCGCAACUGCAACUGCAGCUCCUGCUGCAGCUCGCCGUGGUGUACGUGACUUUUCGCGGCGUCUGUGAGAACUUCAUGAAAGGUCCAACAUGUCGUUAGAUGAUCCUAAGCAUGUGGAGAAACAGAAUUGCUCCAAGAAGAAGACCGCAACAAGUCAUUUGAAACGAAAAACUUAUUCAUCUGACAGUGCCGAGAGCGAGAAAGAAAGUGCAGGCAGUUGGGAUUCAGACAGUAGUAACAGUCUGAAUUGGCGUCCACCUAAAAAGAAGAAAACUCCUGAGAAACAGAAGAAAAACAAUGUUAAUGAAUCUUCAUCAAAAGCACAAACAAACAAAGAUAUUGAAAUCUACUUACAGUCAGACUCCUGCUCAAAACUUGCAAAAUACUGUAAAUUUUCCAAGUGCAGAGAGUGCAUUAAAUCUCCUGAAACCAACCAGUAUUCAUGCCGCUUUUUCUCAUUCAGAAAAAUGCGGUGCAUCAAAACUAGUCUGAAUUUGUAUAGCAGUGGUUUUGCCGAGCCUACAGAUGCAGAUGAGUCUGACAGAAAGUUGUGGCUUCCCAAUUUAGAUAGCACAACAUCUGCAUCUACAGACUACCUGGAUUUUCAUGUUGCCAGAUUUAUUCUUAACCUAGUGGGUGACCAAUUUUGUUGCCUGAUUAGGCAAGAAGAGGAAGCUAUUCAUCUAAACAUGGGUGAAGAUUUUAUAGCUUGGAAGAAACCAAUGCAAGGCGUGCGUGAAAUGUGUGAUGUCUGUAAAACAACCCUAUUUAAUUUUCAUUGGGUUUGUGAUAGAUGUGGCUUUGUGGUUUGCAUUGACUGCUAUAAGGUUCGUAAAAGUGGAGUGAAGAAGGCUUGGAUGGAAAAAGGACCAGAUCAUGAUGAAUGGAAGUGGCUAUUUUGCAACAACCGCCAGUUGCACGACCAAGAACAGUUGAUGUUGUGCCAGACCAUUGCUGAUAAAUGUUUGCAGCAGCUAAGAAAUUUAGUGCAUGAAGCAAGACAUUUGUGUGAGAUUCCACAAACUUGUAAAUGUGACUACAAACUAAACUCAAUGGACAAUGUGUAUUCCACCAUCAACAUGGAUCGUGUGAAACAGCUGAUCAAAUUAGAUCCAUUAAAUGCCAUAAUAACUCAUCUGGAGGGUGAACCAGGCAAAAUAAAUGACAGCAAGGAACAUGAAGAACGUAUUUUGAAAGAAGCAGCUAAGCAGACUUUACCUGAAGACAUUUAUUUAACCAGUUCUUUUAGAGAAGAGGACUCAAGUAGCGACUCGGAUGAUGAAGGAUCUAAACCGUCAGGACUCCUGGAUUUGCUGGUUCCUGGAAAGGACUCCAACAAUGGUAAUGAGAGUAAAGUCACAUGCCCCAAAUAUACUUCAGAACAAACGGCAGCAGCAAGUUGCCCAGGUUCUGGAGGAUUGACAGAGUUGUCUCCCACAUCUCAACAAAAAUCAGCUCCACACAAAAACUCACCUUCUAAGCAAGUGAAGGUUUCAAGGAAUAGCAUGAUGGAUAUUGUCAUAUUGAUAUCAAGCAAGCAGGAUGAGCCUAAAAAUGCUGUGGAGGCAAAACCCAUGCAGCAUUUCGUUCGUCGCAAUCACAGUUCACUGCCAAGCAAUCCCAAUCUUCUCCCUCCCCGGAAGAUGACAAAGUUAGAGAGUGGCGAACUUUAUCCUAAUGUUCCACAUUCAUGGCUGUGUGAGGGUUCGUUGUUAAGAUUGAUUGAUCCAAGUCACAGUGGAAAUUAUAGACUAUUUCAGGAUCAAUGGAGACGUGGUCAGCCAGUCAUAGUAGGCAAUAUGACGAAACUUUUAAAUACUAAGCUUUGGGAUCCAGACUCAUUUUGCCGUGACUUUGGAGAGGAGAGAAAUGAUUUAAUUAACUGUGCCACUGGGCAUUUGGUCCCCAAUAGACCAAUGAAGGAAUUUUGGGAAGGUUUUGGAAACUUCUCGAAGAGAUUGAAAGAUGAGCAUGGAAACCCAAUGCUUCUUAAGCUAAAGGAUUGGCCUCCAGGUGAAGACUUUGCAGAGUUACUUCCUACUCGAUUUAAUGACUUGAUGCAAGCCCUACCCUUAGCUGAAUAUACUCGGCGCACAGGACGUUUGAAUCUUGCCUCUUGUUUACCGGACUUUUUUGUCCGGCCUGACCUGGGUCCGAAAAUGUAUAAUGCAUACGGCUCAUCUCUUUUCCCAACCAAAGGGACAACUAACCUCCAUCUCGAUAUAUCAGAUGCUGUCAAUUUUAUGGUGUAUGUAGGUAUUCCUUCUGAUGCAGAUUAUGAGGAACACGUCCAAGCGGCAUAUAAUGCCAUAGAUGAAGCUGGCUGUGACGAUUUAACACGCCGAAGAGUUCGAUUAGAAGGAGAGAUGCCUGGUGCUCUUUGGCACAUAUAUCAUGCGUCUGAUGCAGAUAAAAUCAGGGAUCUUCUAAAUAAAGUAGCCAUUGAGAAAGGCACUCGUCUUGAACCCCACCAUGAUCCUAUUCAUGACCAAAGCUGGUAUUUGGAUGCUGUUCUACGGAUGAGACUUGAGAAGGAAUAUGGUGUGACUGGAUAUGCUAUUGUACAGUGUUUGGGUGAUGCUGUUUUCAUUCCUGCUGGAGCUCCUCAUCAGGUCCGAAAUUUACACAACUGUGUUAAAGUUGCUGAAGAUUUUGUGUCCCCUGAAAAUGUCACACAUUGUUUUUCUCUAACCCAGGAGUUCAGAGAACUUUCUGACACUCAUACCAACCAUGAAGAUAAAUUACAAAUCAAGAAUAUUAUUUACCAUACGAUUAAAAGUGCUGUUUCCUCCCUGCUGAGGGAAGUUAGAUCUCCUCAGUAAGUUAGAUGUUGUUAAUUUUACCAACUGUUGCAAAUACUUCUAUACAAAGUCAGUCAAGACUGUCAGUAUUAUAAUUUUGUUAUUAGUGUGAGGUCAAUUACUGGCUUUUUACAUGUGUUGUAAAUUAAACAUUAAAAAUCAACCUCCUCUCUUAAAUAAUCAAGUGUUAGUGUAUGUUUCCAGACUCUUUUCCUUGUAUAUUUGUGUAAAAUUUUUGGCGUGAAUGCAAUUUUCAACAUUGUGUGUAGAAUACUGGAGUUUGAAGCAACAUUAUGUAAGACUUAUUAAAACUGUGAUGUUACUCUUGAUA